GGAAAGCUUGCCAUAGACCAGACCAACUCCAGGGCAACAUGGCCAUCUACAGCUGUAAUAUAUUCCUUGCAAUAGCCAGAUCCAGGGGACCCCACCUGCUUGUACACUCCAGCUGCUCCCCCUUUCCCCCCUCCAUUGCAGUUGUUCAGCUGGUAGACUCCCACCUUAAUCGAACAUACCUGAAGGACUCCGAGUGCCAGCAGCUACUGUGCGGCACGCAGCAGGGCAUCGGACUACCUCACUCGCUAACGCAGCCCAUACGACUGCUUCACUCUUCGGCUUACAGGCACCAAGAGGCUCAGGACAAACCCCAGCUUAAGCAAAGCACUGAAAAGAAGGACACUGAGGUGGUCAGUGUUCCAGUCAAAGGCCCAGAGCCUGCUGCCCCCAAGAAAUCACUGCGGCAGAGGAUCGUGGAUGAACUGAAACACUACUAUAACGGGUUCCACUUGCUUUGGAUCGACACAAAAGUUGCUGCUAGGAUGGUGUGGAGACUGUUGCAUGGGCAGGUCCUCACCAGGAGAGAAAGGCGAAGGGUGAGCAGAGAUUAA
Euleptes europaea (tarantolino) is the source of this 551-nucleotide messenger RNA. It is a transcript of the gene LETM2, whose product is annotated as leucine zipper and EF-hand containing transmembrane protein 2. Gene Ontology annotation, cellular component: mitochondrial inner membrane. The coding region runs from base 39 to 551 and encodes 170 amino acids. Gene Ontology annotation, biological process: intracellular monoatomic cation homeostasis. The record is from RefSeq and is a predicted model, not a curated record. NCBI's taxonomy places the organism in Eukaryota, Metazoa, Chordata, Lepidosauria, Squamata, Sphaerodactylidae. The transcript has 3 exons.